AUGUCGGGCGAUCACAAAACGCUGAUAAAAGGCAGCCCAUCCCAAUAUGUUAAAUUAAACGUGGGUGGUACAUUAUUUUACACAACUAUUGGGACAUUAACAAAGAGUGAUAAUAUGUUAAGGACGAUGUUCAGUGGUAGAAUGGAAGUCUUGACAGAUUCUGAAGGUUGGAUUCUAAUUGAUCGCUGUGGACGACAUUUUGGUACCAUUUUGAAUUAUUUGCGAGAUGGUACUGUUGCAUUACCAGAUUCGUAUCGUGAGAUUAUAGAAUUGCUUGCUGAAGCCAAAUAUUUUCUUAUUGAGGAAUUGACAGAGUCAUGCCAACAGGCAUUAGCCAAGAAAGAAAGGGAAGCUGAGCCUAUUUGUAGAGUUCCUCUAAUUACAUCCCAAAAAGAAGAACAAUUACUCAUUAUGUCAACUUCUAAGCCUGUUGUUAAACUGCUUAUUAACCGACAUAAUAAUAAAUAUUCCUACACAAGCACUUCUGAUGACAAUUUACUGAAGAAUAUAGAGUUGUUUGACAAGCUGUCGCUGCGCUUCAGCGGAAGAGUACUCUUCAUAAAAGAUGUAAUUGGUUCUAAUGAAAUUUGUUGUUGGUCCUUCUUUGGACAUGGCAAAAAGUGUGCUGAAGUUUGCUGUACUUCUAUUGUGUAUGCAACAGACAGAAAGCACACUAAAGUUGAAUUUCCUGAGGCUAGAAUUUAUGAAGAGACUUUGGGGAUUUUGCUUUAUGAAAGUAGAAAUGGACCAGAUCAAGACUUAAUACAGGCAACAUCUUCUCGAGGUGCAGUUGGAGGGCUCUCCUGUACUAGUGAUGAAGAGGAAGAGCGUUCUGGACUUGCUCGACUCAGGUCAAAUAAACAAAAUAAUCAGUCUUAG
Messenger RNA from Pieris macdunnoughi, 879 nucleotides. NCBI's taxonomy places the organism in Eukaryota, Metazoa, Arthropoda, Insecta, Lepidoptera, Pieridae. The record is from the annotation of a GenBank genome assembly.